ACGAGUGGGUAGAGGAGAGGAGUGCCCGCCAGGACUGGGCUGGGUCGGGCAUGCCAUCACCCCCUACGGCCUGGAAUGCUGAGUUUGGGCCAAACUGUCCACGGUGACGUUGGAGGGUGAGAGUACACGUGGGACAGUAACCUUGUAGGUUCUCAAUAUUGCAUCAACUUCUCGCGACAUUAAAAACUUCAAUAAGAUAAACUCACCGUACUAGUUGUCACUUGUGUCGCGAGGGAAGAGCCGUUGGUCGCCGAGCAUCAGUUUUUUUUUUUUUGCUGAAGAUUUUCCUGCAACCGGCCAGAAGCCACGGUCACCAUCACCACUAGCUACCACUUACCACCCCGACAAUGAGCGACGACGAGCAGACCAAGCUGCUGGAGUGUGCCGGUCCUCCGUCCGCGUCGCCCGGGAAGAAACCCCCGCGGAUGCCCAAGUGCUCCCGGUGCAGGAACCACGGCUACGUGUCGCCGCUGAAGGGACACAAGCGCUUCUGCAACUGGAGAGACUGCCAGUGCCAGAAAUGCAAACUGAUCGCGGAGCGGCAGAGAGUUAUGGCGGCCCAGGUGGCUCUGCGAAGGCAGCAGGCUCAAGAGGAGGAGAUGGGGCUCUGUAGCCCAGCCACGCUGUCCAGUCAGGAGGUUGUUGUGAAGAAUGAGCCCACUGGAGACUGUCUGUCCUCGGUGUCUGGAGGACGAUCACCUACCUGUGGAAACACCUCAGCUGGUACCUCACCUUCUAAUGCAGGUAGUCGGUCUGGCCUGGCAUCCAGCCCCACAGCAUUCAGUAGGGGGCAGUCUACUGACGGAACAGCUGACCUCCUGGUGGACACCUCCUACUACAACUUCUACCAGCCGUCACGCUACCCUACAGCCUACUACAGUAACCUGUACAACUACCAACAAUACCAGAUGCCGAACGGCGAGAGUCGUCUAUCCAGCCACAACGUGUCUCCUCAGUACCGGAUGCAUUCCUACUAUUCCUCUGCCUCCUACCUCAGCCAGGGGCUAGGCCAGGGAUUGGGCCAGGGAUUGGGCCAGGGUCUGGGCCAGGUGCUGGGCCAGGGUUUGGGCCAGGGAUUGGGUCAGGGGCUGGGGUCCACGGCAGCCUGUGUUCCCCCCAUCUUCUCUCUGGAGGACAACACCUGCCAUGACACCAAGCAGACCUCCUUCUCCCCAGUCAGUGGAGGCGCUAACGGCCAUGACGGUCUGUCCUGUCUGUCCAUCAUCCUGGUCAACAGCUCUGAGGGGAAGACUGAGUGUGACGGACAAGACCAGGGACAGGGCUUUACUGUCGACUCCAUCAUAGAGGAAACCACAAGUAACCAGAGAGAGGAAGCGAAAAAACAUCUAAAAUCACACUGUUUUUGAAAUCUAUUUGUUGAAAUAAAGGUUUUGUUUCUGUAAACUUU
Messenger RNA from Oncorhynchus keta (chum salmon), 1408 nucleotides. It is a transcript of the gene dmrt1, whose product is annotated as doublesex and mab-3 related transcription factor 1. Gene Ontology annotation, biological process: sex differentiation; regulation of transcription by RNA polymerase II. Gene Ontology annotation, molecular function: DNA-binding transcription factor activity, RNA polymerase II-specific; RNA polymerase II cis-regulatory region sequence-specific DNA binding. NCBI's taxonomy places the organism in Eukaryota, Metazoa, Chordata, Actinopteri, Salmoniformes, Salmonidae. The record is from RefSeq and is a predicted model, not a curated record. Gene Ontology annotation, cellular component: nucleus.